UUUCUGGCCGAGCUGAUGUGGCCGUGGCACAGCUCAGAAGCGACGCUCCGCCCACCCCGACGCGGUCGCUAUGGUAACCGGUCACCGCUUCUAUGGAGUGGCGUUUACUACAAAUUGCAAAUAAGAAAAUUCCAGAUUCCAUUCCAAGAUGGCCAAAUAGGAACAGCUCCAGCCUGCAGCUCCCAGCGUGAUUAAUGCAGAAGAUGGGUGAUUUCUGCAUUUCCAACUAAGCUGAAAAUGGCAAAAACAGGAGCAGAAGAUCACAGAGAAGCACUAUCUCAGUCUUCCUUAUCCCUCUUGCCUGAAGCAAUGGAAGUAUUACAGCAAAGUAGCCCUGAAGGCACUUUGGAUGGGAAUACUGUAAACCCAAUUUACAAAUAUAUUUUGAAUGAUUUACCAAGAGAGUUUAUGUCAUCCCAGGCAAAAGCAGUUAUUAAAACUACUGAUGAUUAUUUGCAGUCUCAGUUUGGCCCCAACAGACUUGUGCAUUCAGCAGCAGUAUCAGAAGGGUCAGGACUUCAAGAUUGCUCCACACAUCAAACAGCAUCAGAUCACAGCCAUGAUGAAAUAUCAGACCUAGAUAGCUACAAAUCAAACAGUAAAAACAAUUCUUGUUCUAUAUCAGCAUCCAAGAGAAACAGACCUGUCAGUGCUCCAGUGGGUCAACUGAGGGUUGCAGAGUUCUCUUCUUUAAAAUUUCAGUCAGCCCGGAAUUGGCAGAAAUUGUCUCAAAGACACAAACUUCAACCAAGAGUGAUUAAAGUAACAGCUUUCAAAAAUGGAUCUAGAACAGUCUUUGCCAGAGUUACUGUACCAACCAUCACCUUGCUGCUGGAAAAGUGCACAGAAAAGCUGAAUCUGAACAUGGCCGCAAGACGAGUGUUCUUGGCAGACGGCAAGGAAGCCCUCGAACCUGAAGUUAUACCCCAUGAAGCCGAUGUUUAUGUUUCAACGGGAGAGCCCUUUUUAAAUCCAUUCAAAAAAAUUAAAGACCAUCUGUUGUUAAUGAAGAAAGUAACUUGGACAAUGAAUGGGUUGAUGCUUCCUACUGAUAUCAAAAGACGGAAAACCAAGCCUGUUCUUUCUAUUAGAAUGAAGAAACUUACUGAGAGGACCUCAGUCCGAAUUCUAUUCUUUAAGAAUGGCAUGGGGCAGGAUGGGCAUGAGAUUACAGUGGGAAAAGAAACAAUGAAAAAGGUUUUAGAUACUUGCACAAUAAAAAUGAAUCUAAAUUUACCAGCCAGAUAUUUUUAUGAUUUGUAUGGCAGAAAAAUUGAAGAUAUUUCAAAAGUUCCUCUGCUUGAAAAAUGCCUGCAAAAUUCCAUCACACCUUUGCGAGGACCACUUUGGGUCUCUAAGGGAGAAGGUUUCAGCCCCUCAGGAGCUAAGAUGUACAUCCAAGGAGUUCUUUUGGCCCUGUACCAACGAUUAAAGUCUGCAAAAAAAUAUUAUAAACAGUUGAACCUGGUCAUGAAUGAACAGAAGGAGAAAAUUACAGAAAAAGUCAUUCUUUCAAUGACGGCAAAGGAACACCAUAAGGAACAGGAAGAAGUGAGCAGGCUGAUUGAUGAAUUGCAGACAGCUAUCAAAAGUAACAGAGGUCAUCUCUGUAAACUUGGCCCCCAAUUACAGGCUGAGCAGGAGCAAUUCUCCUCUUAUGUCUACCAACACAUUAAAAGCCUUCCAGCAAACACGCUUGUCCCAGGAGGCCUGCAGCUUAAGGUAUUUGAAAAUGGUAAAAACACUGGAGAGAUCUCUGUUGGUAUCAGUAAAAAAGAUUUGGGAUCGGAUAGCCCAAUUCAAACUGACCAUAUGAUGGAAAGAUUACUUCUCAAGAUUCAUCAAAGGCUUCAAGGUUCUUCCAUCAACCCACCAGGCCUCAAUUAUUCUUCAAUGCGGCUUUUUGAUGAGAAUGGCCAAGAAAUUAAGAAUCCACUUUUGCUGAAGAAUGAGCAAAAAAUUUGGGUCUCUUAUGGUAGAGCAUACAGAUCUCCACUAAAUCUUGCUUUGGGUUUGACCUUUGACCGAGUGAGUGCAUUUGCCAGAGGUGAUAUCAUGGUUGCAUAUAAGACCUUUUUGGAUCCUAAUGCUGUUCUGCUACCUGGAUGUGGCAAUUGGGAAGUUUGUGAGGGAUUUCCAAUUAAUUUCAACUGUACCAGUCAACAGAUACCUGACCAGUUUGAAAAGGUGGACUUGGAGAACCAUUUUCUACAGAACAAGGUAGAUCCCAAUAUUGUCCUUCAUGCCUCUGUUUCCAUUGGAAAGUGGAGUUUCUCAGGCAGUGAAGCAAGCAGCAGGAGUCAAAUAGCGCCAUCGAUCCUGUGGCCUGUAGCCAGUGUGUGGCUGAUCACCAAGACUGGAAUGAUCCUGAGCCGAGCGAUAACUCAGGGCUGCCUGGCUAUUGGUCAUCCUAUCAGAGUCAAGGCUGCUGAGGGAACAUCACUAGAAGGAUAUAAAUUAAUCUUACAGAAAAGACAUAGUGGAGAUGAAUCUCAGAAGUGGGUGUUUGGAACUGAUGGUUGCAUUUAUUCAAAGGCUUAUCCUCAGUUUGUUCUGACCUACCUAGAGGAGCUAAAUGCACAAGUAGAUGUGACCCAGACAGAGUAUCACAUUCACCAUGGUGCCUGGACCACAGCUCAUCAGGAACAUGGCAGAAACUUAGCAGAAGAGGUUCUGCAAGAAAGUGCCAGCAACCCUGGUCUGAAGCAACUGCCAGAACCCUCAGACACCCAUUUAAUGCCAGAAGGUUCUCUUGAGGAGACGGGGCAGCUGACAGUAGCACUGGUGAGGAAACUGGAAGAGAAACAUCCUAAGGCUUCUGCUCAGAGGUGGGCCAUAAAACAUGAAGGAACCAGUAAGCCAGGCCAGUGGAAACAUUCUAGAGUUGAAAAUCCUCUAUGGAACAAGCUUACCUACAUGUGGCCUGUCCUUCCCAGCGGCCAACUUAAUGAGGAGUUUGAUUGGCCAAUACAAGGACUGCUUGUUCCGAGCAGUCCUCCCAUGAAGAAACCCAUCUGUAAGACAGCAGAGCCAUAUGCCCCUGUGCGACUCAGAGUUUUGCAGAAUGGAGAGAAGAAUAAAAAUAGAUCCGUUACUAUCCUUGGUCCAGAUAUCUCACCUGGACGGAAAACGCAGUGCACUGAGAUUUUAAAUUUACCUUCUGCAGCUCGGAGAUUGUACAAUGAAAAGGGGAAGGAAAUAUUUGCCUUAAAAGACCUGCAAAGAGAUGAACUGGUGUAUGUUUCAUGUGGAGAACUCUGGAUCAAUCCUGACCUGUCCAUUGCUCAGCAAAAGAAACAAAUAUUCCUGAGGAACCUAGAAUCAGACAUUGCCAAAAUUCAAAUCUUCUGCAGCACACAUAAAAUAGAAGCUCUUGUUUUAGAAGUCCAAAGUGACAUUGUAUCUGGAAGCAAGCUUGCUGUGCAUAAACCUGUAGCAAUUUUUGGAGAAGAGAAGCAAGUUACAGAACCAGAAGAAAAGCAAAUGCAAGAAGAUCCUCUAACAACGGAAAAUGCUUCCAGUGAAAUUCUAGAUUCACACACAAGAGCUCAUCUUCGAAUGAAGGCUUGUCACACACUUCCCAGGUAUGCCUGGCAGGAAACUUCACAUGACUUUGAUGAGGAUGACAGUCUUCCAAAGAAAACGGAAAAAGGGCUCUUUGAAAAUGUGGAACCACAGAAGAAACACAGCUGUUCACCAAAGCAUAGUAAAUUGCACAAGAAUUGCCAUCAGCAGUUCGAAUACAGAGAUGGGCAGAUUAUAAGCCAUGCUGCUCCUCAGCUAGUCUUGGGGGUUCAAGGUCCCAAUCUCCGAUCAGGCAUGGAGGUGGUUUUGGUGGAGAAGAAAUCUGAUGGUAGUCAUCAGCGCUGGAUACACCAGGAAGACAGCAGGACCUUUCACCUUGUGAGUAACCCUGACCUUGUGCUGGCAGUGUCUAUGACCAAGACUAGAAAUGAAGUUUGUGGCUAUCCAGUUAUUGUUCAGAAAUAUAAGCCGUACAACAAUGGAGCUGCCAAUCAAAAGUGGCAUUACAUGAAAAAUAUAAAAGCACUUGUGGCCUUUCAUAGCACUGCCUUGGAUAAGGAAAUUACAUCAGCAAAUUAUGCUGGUGUCUGUACAUCAUCUGUGAUUAAAGAAGAAAACAUUGAUCAACCAGGAUACUGUUACCUCUCACCUGAUGGAAAGAGAAAAACUAUGCUCUGCUUGGCUUGUGGACAAUCCAUGAGAACAGAGAAAGGACUGAAACAAUUGCUUCCAGGGGUUCCAUUCCUCUGUAUUUCAGGCACCAAGACUCAGAAGCCCUUCUUACAAGGGCCCUUCAAGGUCAUCAGUGUGGCUGAGGUUGAUUUGUCGUGUGACAAGGCUGAAAAAACUCUAAGUUACUACCAAGCACGUCUGUUGUCUUUACGGAUGAAGACCUGCACGCAAGCUGCAUCUCACAGUGGCAUGGCAGCCACACACCAGAAGGCAGUGAAAAUAAUUGCAUACAAAAAUGGGGAUGGAUAUCGUAAUGGGAAGUUAAUUGUGGCUGGAACAUUCCCCAUGCUUCUUACAGAAUGCACGGAACAACUUGGGCUUACCAGAGCAGCCUCCAAAGUAUAUACCAAAGAUGGAACCCCAAUCUUUACCUUGCGUGAUUUGGUUUUAUGGGCUCUAGAUGAAUCCUUUCUCCAAAGAGACUCUGAGAAACAAAAGCAAGAUGCAGCUCCUGUUGGAAAAGAACAGAUAAUUGUUGAAAGUAUGGAAGAAAAUCCAAGAAUGAAAGUGAAAAACAGAUUAUUUGCAAAAUCUGUGACAUCCGAUAGUUUGGAUGGUAUAGACAAGUCUUUGCUUACCCUCAUCCUCAGAAAUCCUAUUGCCAUCUGGGUGUCUUGUGGUGAACCAUUUCUACCUCCAAACGCUUUGCAGAAAGCAGAAAAAUUAGAGAAACAGAACUGGCUAAAAAAGGACAGAAUUUUGGCUGAUCUAGAUACCAUGAGACACAAAAUGAGACAGUUAAAAGGGCGGCGAGUAGCGGCAUGUCAGCCAGCCACCAUGGUUCCUACCAAGAGCCCUGUGCAGCCCGUGGUGGUUGAAGGAGGCUGGACCGAACAGACUCAACAGGAAAUUAAACUCAUGGAACUUAUAAGACAUACAGAGGCACACCUUUCUGAAAUCCAAGAAAUGGAAUCCAAAAUAAAUUUUCCAAUUGCAACCAAACGUAUAGCAGUCAAGCCGAGCAACCUGUAUAAGCAGCCCAACACAAAACGAGUGUGGAUUUAUCUAAAUGGAGGCAGACCUGAAGAUGGCACUUAUGCCUGGGGCAAAACUAUUUCAGAGCUGCUGCAAGACUGCUCCUCUCGUCUCAAAAUGACCCACCCAGCUAGAGCACUGUACACCCCCAAUGGAGAGCCAAUUCAGUCCUGGGACGACAUAGAGCGAGAUAUGGUCAUCUGUGUGUCUAUGGGACAUGGUUUCAAAACCCCGAAAGAGUUAAAACAACUGAUGGAGAUCAGAGCAAAUUAUGCCAGAAUCCGAAGGCAGCAGGGCCCUCAAGCCACAGACAUUGUGGUGUCACCAUCCACGAAGCUGCUGUCUCUGGCACAUCUCCACAAUUAACUCCAAUCAGAACCAUCGGAUUUUCUGCUGAAUUUUUCUGGAAAGAAAACUUUCUUUACCCACUUAUAAACAGAAGACUGUGACAAGAAGGCCAAUUAUUUCCAUCACUGAAGACUCUAAAUUUGGCAAAUCUUCUAAAUAACAAGUCCUGCAUAGUUUAUUAAAAAAAAAUUAGUCGUAAAAUUUAUCCUUCAAAAAUCUGCAUUUUAAAUAAACUCUGACAGUGAUUUCUCAAGACUGUAAAGAUAUUAGUCUGAGAAUGCAACUCUAACAGACUGCUCUGGGCAUCUUUUCUCUUUGCCUUGGCCAGACCUCUCAGAAUUGAGUUAGCGUGUGACUCCAUUUGCACAGUGGGACAGAUGAGUACAACUGAAAUAAAAAGUGGAGGCCUCUGCAAAAAAUAAAAAAUAAAAAAAAAACUUAUCUUUCAAAAUAACUCAGUUUUUUCAAUGGGCCUAUUUUGAAGAAUGAACAUUGAAAAAUGAGACAAUAUAUCCAUAAAUUCAUAGUAUGACAUACCAUAAUUGAGAGCAUUGUUAGCCAUAGACAUUUUGUAUGCCAGUGAAAUCUGUAUACAUUCUCUAAAUUUUUCCAGUUUAUCGUGUGGCUUAUUGGAAAAAAAAAGCAUAUAUAUUGAAUGCAUGUUUUGUCUCCCCAACUAAAUGAUAAGUGCCUAGAGGGCAGGAAGACCCUUGGUUUUAUUUACUUGGGACAGAGCUCUACCCACAAGGGCUCACUGAUAAAACUCAUCAGUCCCAGCCCACAGCAACGUGAUGGGGACAUGAGGUUCAGUUCUUCUACUCUUGGCCUGAGCCGCAAACCAAAAUUACAACAGUACAAUGGGAAUAGAGGAUCUGCUUUAUAGAAUUUCCUUUCAGUCAGCUGCUCAGAAACUACAAUCCUCAGAGUGAAAUUAAAUGGAGUUAUACUGGGAUAGUCCUCUCUGCUUUUCAGAGGCAAGAAACACUUCUCGAAAUUGUGCAAAUGAAAGAAAUGUCAUGGUAUAAACUAGACAUCUUAUAUCCUUAAAAUAUAUCUUUGAUGAUUAUACAUAUUGGUUUCAAAUCCCAAGUUUGAAGAAACAUCCAAAAGUUAUGUGAAAUUACUUACAGAUGAAUUGACAACAUUUGAGACUUCGACAGACAAUCAUGAAGCAGUUCUCAAGUUGAUUUGGUUUAUAUAGCUCUUUAAGAAUCUUUUGGAAAGCCAUAAUCUCACAAAAUACACAUAUGCAAUUUUUUUUUUUUUUUGAGAUGGAGUCUCACUCUGUUGCCCAGUCUGGAGUUCAGUGGCGUGAUCUCAGCUCACUACAAGCUCCCCUUCCCAGGUUCAAGCAAUUCUCCUGUCUCAGCCUCCUGAGUAGCUGGGACUACAGGCGCCUGCCACCACACCCAGCUAACUUUUGUAUUUUUAGUAGAGAUGGGGUUUCACCUUGUUGGUCAGGCUGGUCUCAAACUCCUGACCUCGGGUGAUCCACUCGCCUCUGCCUCCCAAAGUGCUGGGAUUACAGGCGUGAGCCACCACACCCAGCCCAAAAAAUGUUUGUUCACAGAACUGUGGAUGUUUGUCACAGAACUUUCCAAAUAAAGAAGUUCUGAUAAAAGAGAAGAUAUUUCUCAUUUCCAUAAUCUUUAAGGUGUGGGGGAUACGUAAUCUGGACUUCUCAAAUGGAUGAUUUCUAAAUACGCGUCAGAUGAAGUGAUUCUAACUUUCUCUGUAGUAAUAUCUUAUUUUGUUUUAUUCAAAAACAAUAAACCAUGUAGAUUUAUUAGCA
This is a messenger RNA of Pan troglodytes (chimpanzee), 7372 nucleotides long. RefSeq names its product doublecortin domain containing 1 (gene DCDC1). The coding region runs from base 238 to 5598 and encodes 1786 amino acids. Gene Ontology annotation, biological process: regulation of mitotic cytokinesis; intracellular signal transduction. The transcript has 39 exons. Gene Ontology annotation, cellular component: midbody. Gene Ontology annotation, molecular function: microtubule binding. NCBI's taxonomy places the organism in Eukaryota, Metazoa, Chordata, Mammalia, Primates, Hominidae. The record is from RefSeq and is a predicted model, not a curated record.